Molecule: messenger RNA, 1406 nt
Organism: Lotus japonicus
Lineage: Eukaryota; Viridiplantae; Streptophyta; Magnoliopsida; Fabales; Fabaceae
Product: late embryogenesis abundant protein At3g53040-like
Source: RefSeq, a predicted model, not a curated record
CUCUUCCUAUAAUAACAAACAAGCAUUCAUUCUUAGCAAAAUACAAAACAAAAGAAACAUAUCAAUUUCAGUUAGCUAGUGUAAGAAGUUGUGUGUUGUGUUCAGGAGUAUUAUUUCAAUGGCGUCAAGGCAACAAUUCGAGGAGAAACGAGCUGAAGAAGCUGCCAAGGUUGCAGCCAAAGAUCUUGAAGAAGUGAACAGAGCAAGAGAGAAUGAUUCUGGUGACCAACAGAAGCGUGGUGUGAUUGGAUCAGUGCUGCAAGCUGUUCAAAACACCUAUGAGAAUGCAAAGGGAGCUGUGGUUGGCAAGAAGGACAACCACCCUGCAGAUAUUGAUGCUAAUGCUAACAGGGGAGAAGUGGUUGAGGUUAUUGGUGGCACUGAAGAGGAUGUAAAAGGCGAAGUGAGAGACAUAUCAGCAACCAAAUCCUAUGAUACUUCCUCUGCCACUACUAACAAAGCAGGUUCCAAGGUUGGGGGGGAGUCCACGGAUUUCGCCGCGCAGAAGGCGAAGGAAACGAAGGAUGCGACGGUGGAGAAAACCGGUGAGUAUGCUGGGUAUGCAGGGGAGAAAGCUAAAGAAGCGAAAGACUACACGGCGGAGAAGGCAAAAGAAGGAAAGGACUCUGCUGCUGAUGCUGCCAAAAGGGCUGUGGGUUACUUGGGUGACAAGACAGAGGAAACCAAGCAGAAAACUGCAGAAACUGCUGAGGCUGCAAAGAACAAGACUGUGGAGAACACACAAGCUGCAAAGGACUCUGCUACUGAUGCUUGUGAAAGGGCUAUUGGUUACAUGGGUGACAAGAAAGAGGAAACAAAGCAGAAAACCUCAGAAGCUGCUGAGGCUGCAAAGAACAAGACUGCAGAGACAACAGAGGCUGCAAAGCACAGAACUUCAGAGGCAAUGGACACAACCAAGGAAAAUUUGAGUGGAGCUAGUGAAGAAGCAAGGAGGAAGAUGGAAGAGCUUAAGCUGCAAGAUAAAUCUGGGGAUCGUAGUGGUAAGGUGGCGAUCAAAGUGGAAGAGACUCGACCAGGAAGGGGAGAAACGCUGAAAGCAUCAGAUCAGAUGUUUGGGCAGACAUUCAAUGAUGUGGGACGAUUGGAUGAUGAUGAUGUAGAAGUUAAAACAGCAGGGCUCCUUGAUAGAAAGUAAUGAUCAUGUAAAAGCAUUCUGCAGCAAGCCAACAACGAUGUAAUAUGGGGAUGAUAUAGUGUCAUGAAACUUGUUUGUUUACAUUUUUGUUAGCUGUUUUUGUAAGUGUUUUGUAUGGUCUUUUUGUAAUUGGUUUUGGGGUCUCUUAUGAUUAUGGACUGUGAAGAAGACAAUAAUAAACAUUGUUGGCGUUUCUGUAAACAGAUAUUAGCAAAAAACAAAAAGCAACAAAUUGAUUUUCACACUCAAA